AUGCCUCUUCCACGGUACACAAUUCAACCCACUCGCAUCAGUCAGGUGCGUAUGCCUGAUAAGAUUGAUAAUGAACUCGAGUACGUAUCUAACGAGACCCUCUGCAAUCUCAUGCAUCAAAUGGCCUCUGUAGCUAAUGUUGCUUCGGAAAUUUUCGAGGAGCUUACAUACGACUUAACCUCGAUUACCAAUCGCCUCAAUCGCAUUGAAAAGCGUGUGACUGCUGUCACAACAACCCUCAAAUCUCUUCCCACGAGCGAGGAAUUCCUCACUCUUGGUCUUCAAGAUCUCUCUGCUCCUACGCCAGGUGUUAAAGAACCGGAAUUGGACAGCCAAGUCCUUCGUAGCAGCACUAAACCGCGAUGCAUGCAAAUACAGCAUGAUGCAGCCGAGGCACCACCACCACUAUCUGUUAUGGACGCGUUGAGAGAUGACGGCAAGUCAACAGCGAGGCUCUACUCCGACCCGAGGUUCUUUUUUGAUCUUUGGAAGAAGGAAAUGCUGGAGGAUGCCUUUGAUGGGGCUAACAGUGCCCUAAAUCUUGAUGCUAAGGGCGGUAAAAAGAUGGGCAAGAAGAAGCGUCCAAAGCCCAAAUCAAAGCCAUCCUCAACAAUGGGUUUGCGUGACUACCCUCCUCAGCAAAAUUUUCAACCACAGCAAGCUCCCCAAAUACAAACUCACCAGCAAUCGUCUAUCCAACAGCAACAGGGCUUAGUACAACAGCACCAGAAUCAAACUGAGAUUCAACCACAGUCGAUGCAGAAAUCUCAAAUCAUGCAUCAUCAACAACAAUUGACUGCGCAACAGCCAUUACCAACGCAGAAUGAUGGUGGCAGUGCCACGGCGAUGACCGCUUCCGAGUAUUGCGAACCAGAGGAGGCGUUUAAUCAUCCAAGUGAAUGGAUGGCGUCACGACCUGCCCCACCCUUCCCUUAUCAUCGCGUUGCCGGUGGUGGUAAGUUAGAGCUCAUUUGUCUUCAUUUGAGGGAAUCUUUAAUUUUGAUUAGGGGGGGUGAGGAGCUAGAAUGCGCGGGUGUUUUCAUCUUCCAUCCGAAAGGUACAAUUCUUAAGUAUGGGGGCCUAAUGGCCAGUUCUUGUGACUCACCGCCUCCUCCACCUCCACCACCCCCUCCCCUAAUGGAUCUCUCUGUUUCAUCCAUCGGUGGAACCAGUGGCGGUGCCAGUGGUUGUGGCGCUCUCUCUGUGGAACCCAUUCACAACCUUCCACCCUAUGCGCCUUCUCUCUCGCCCCAACUUGACGGAAGUGGUGAUGGCUUGAAUGUAAGUGCCGAUCUUCUACCGCCUCCUCCACCACCAGCCGUCAUGAAUACCAGUACUGACAACCUCUUGUCAGCAUCAUUCCACACGGACCACCCCCCUCCUCCACCACCACCGCCUCCCCCCCCUCCAUCGCCUCCCCCUCCUCCUCCUGUUCCCGGCGUUCCUCUUCCUUCAACCUCGAAAUGUGCUGGGGCUGGUCCCUCUACAACCAGUAAUGCGGCCUCAAAAUCCCCUUUCCCUUGCCCUCCUCGUGACCUGCUCUCUGAUAUUCGUUCUGGAAGCUUUCAGUUGAGAAAAGUUAGUGAGCGUCAGCUCCCACCCAAAUUACAACCCAAAGAAUCAACUGUUAGUCGAAUUUGCGAUGUCUCGGCCAUUUUUGAGAUGGUCAGCAAACGUCGGCAGUGCCUAGAAAAUACUUCUGAAGACGACGACGAUAAGACAAGCGAUUCUUGUGGAUGGGAGGAUUAG
Rodentolepis nana is the source of this 1749-nucleotide messenger RNA. The record is from the annotation of a GenBank genome assembly. NCBI's taxonomy places the organism in Eukaryota, Metazoa, Platyhelminthes, Cestoda, Cyclophyllidea, Hymenolepididae.